Molecule: messenger RNA, 1010 nt
Organism: Orussus abietinus
Lineage: Eukaryota; Metazoa; Arthropoda; Insecta; Hymenoptera; Orussidae
Gene: cni
Product: protein cornichon
Exons: 4
Coding region: 38-469 (143 amino acids)
Biological process (GO): endoplasmic reticulum to Golgi vesicle-mediated transport
Cellular component (GO): endoplasmic reticulum membrane; COPII-coated ER to Golgi transport vesicle
Source: RefSeq, a predicted model, not a curated record
ACACGCAUGCGCAGUCGGAAAAAUAGCUCCGUUCAAUAUGGCGUUUAGUCUGGCUGCAUUUUCUUAUAUAGCAGCAUUAAUAAUCGACGCAUUUUUGAUAUUUUUCUCAAUUUUUCAAAUAAUUUGCUUCGAUGAAUUGAAGACAGAAUACAAAGAUCCUAUCGAUCAAUGUAAUAGUUUAAACCCAUUAGUUCUUCCAGAGUAUGGGUUACACAUCUUUUUUAACAUACUGUUCCUAAUUAGUGGAGAAUGGUUAUCUUUAUGCCUCAACAUCCCUCUUAUUGCAUACCAUAUAAACAGAUAUUUGAACAGGCCAGUGAUGACGAGUGCUGGUUUAUAUGACCCUACCAGUAUAAUGAAUGCCAAUGAUUUAACAAAGUGUUAUCGAGAAGGAUGGGUUAAGUUGGCAUUUUAUCUCCUUUCAUUCUUCUAUUACCUCUAUGGAAUGAUCACUUCCUUGAUCCAUUAAAGGAAUGUAGCUCCUAUGUAUAAUGACUGUCAACCAUAAACAAUUUAAUCCUUAUGAUGGAUUAAAUGGGUCAUUAUUGAUGCAGAUGAACAGUGGUCAAUGUCACUGUCUGCAGUGACCAUUUCUGUAUAAACGUCAUAAGCGAUGAAUCGUGUAAACAUAAAUAUAAUAGAAAUUUUUGUUUUCUAAAUAGUUUAAUGUUUCAUGUCUCCUUAAGUUGAAAAUUCGUUUACAAUAUUUGAACCCUCGAAAUUUAAAUUAACUUGAAUGCAGGGUAUCAGUAUUUUUCGUGAUAUCGGUAAAUCCCAGUAAUAUCUGACAUAAGUCAAGUGAGAAAAACACAAGCGAUAGUUUCAUAAUACCAAUAUCGAAUGAAAUAAUACGUGUACAUGAUAGAAUUGAAUAUUUAACAAUUCAAUGAAAUUGCAAACACAAAUUUUAGUAAUAAAACAUACCUUUCUUAUAAUUCAAUACAUUUUCAAAGAAUUCCACCAGGAUACGAGUUAUCAUACUGUGUUUAAUAAACAGAUAUUGAACUAUC